Molecule: messenger RNA, 725 nt
Organism: Cynoglossus semilaevis (tongue sole)
Lineage: Eukaryota; Metazoa; Chordata; Actinopteri; Pleuronectiformes; Cynoglossidae
Exons: 3
Coding region: 122-589 (155 amino acids)
Source: RefSeq, a predicted model, not a curated record
ACACGGGGGCGGUAAUGAAGUUUUAAAUGUUUUGUGCCGUUCGAACCAGACAAACGAGUCUAAUGCCAGGAAGGCGGAAGUUUGUGGGCGGGAUCUGCAGUCCAUUCGAAGCAUUGGAUACAUGACCCUGCAGGUUUGGUGCCUCUCUUUCCGGCAGCCGUACGCUGGUCUGAUCCUGGAUGGUGUAAAGACAGUGGAGAGUCGUUGGCGCCCUCUGCUGGCUCCUCUACAGAACCAGACCUUGGCAAUCCACAUUGCUUGGCGAGACUGGGAAGGUGACGAGUGGCGGGAGGUGCUUGGUACCUUGUUGGGAAUGCAGCAAGCUCAAGUGGACAGGUUGCUGGUGUCAGGGGAGCGGUUUGGUCGUGGCGUGGUGGCAGGGUUGGUGGACGUGGGUGACACCUGGCAGUGCCCUGCCUCCCUGCAGGGUGAGGAGCUACAGCGUCUACAGAAAUCAGCUGUUCUGUCCGGUCUCCAUGAGAAACACCUGACUCAACUGUCAAACCCUCGCUGGCUGAAGGCACCACUGAGCAGCCGAGGAGGUCGUGACCUCUGGACGGUGGAGAUUCCUGCCGAGAUGUUACCAUGACACAUACAGAGACUCAAAAUCAACCAAUCAGGGAUCUUCAUCACAGAACGUGGGCACAAAGAGUGGGCAGCUAGAACCUACUGUUGUAACGUAUGAACUUCCACCAAAUAAAGGCAACGUUGACCAGACAAAGUAA